Prionailurus viverrinus (fishing cat) is the source of this 9225-nucleotide messenger RNA. RefSeq names its product chromosome F1 C1orf226 homolog (gene CF1H1orf226). NCBI's taxonomy places the organism in Eukaryota, Metazoa, Chordata, Mammalia, Carnivora, Felidae. The transcript is spliced from 3 exons. The record is from RefSeq and is a predicted model, not a curated record. Gene Ontology annotation, molecular function: nitric-oxide synthase binding. Bases 5467 to 6237 code for a protein of 256 amino acids.
ACUUAGCCGGCUGAGCCACCCAGGCGCCCCCCCCCCCCCACCGACUGCUGUUCUGAGAGCAGGUGGCACCGGGGUGGGGGGUAGCCGUUGAAGGCAUUCCUUCCUGCCGCUCGCAUCUCCACGAGUGGCAGCUUGAUCUCUGGGCAGUGGAGAGUGCCUUUGUUCACUAAGCCUUGACAUUUGUCAGGUGCCUCCCUCCCUGCAGACAGCUUUCCUCUGCCUCCGAGGAGAUGGGCAGGGGGCUCAGCCAACAGCCAGACGUCUGGCUUCCUGCAGUCUGUUUCCCACCACCCAUGGUUGUGGCCAUUUUUCCAGCCUCAACACCUGUCUUCCCGUAACAACCCGAGCAGGCCGAGGCCUCUGUGCCACCCCCGCGUGAGAGGCAGGCGAGGAGAAGCGGGGCCCCUCCAGGCCUGUGGGGUGUCCGCUCCAGGAAGGACGAGGCAGGAGACCACAGGGGAAAAGGCGCCCUCCAGCAGUCCUUGCCCCUCCAGCCUCUCCCAUGUGCCCGCCGGGGCGGAGAAGGCCUCACCUGGAGAGAGAACCAUGUUCUGCAUCCCAUGCCGGAGAGCGCUGCCGAAGUACUGGGGUGACAGGGCCUGAGCUGGGCUGGACGCCUCCGUGAGUAACGCGGUCUUUGCGAUGUCUGGGUUACAGAAGAAACACUCUGGUGAGCUGACGUGGAAGUCCUCGUCUUGGUGACCCCCUCCCCAACAUACCUAGAGGCUCCACCUUGGGACCCUAUGACCUCGCAAAGCCAAAGAGAAACCAUGCCCUCUUUUGUACCCAGAUAGGCAGAACUGUUCUGGGUGGCAUCCCGGGGAAUUCCAAAUGGGGCAUUUUUGUUGAUCUGGGGAAGAUUCUCUCCAAAGGAGAAUUUGAGAUGCAGACCGAUGGGCAGCUUUCUGCCUGGCCCGCCUUUCUCCUGACCUUCCUGCAGCUCGCUCUGUGUGCGUGUGUGUGUGCGUGUGUGUGCGCGCGCGCGCGUGCGCGUCUGUCUGCCUGCCUGCCUGCCUGCCUGCUUGUGUGUCUAUCUGUCUUCAUUCUGCAUUCCAGCCCCUGGGCUCGCUCCAGGAUCCAAGGGAGGGAGUCUAGUCAUGGACCCCAUAUCCCGCAUAGGUUACAUGGUCCCUUUGAUGAUGAGAAGCCAGUGUCUCUGAAUGAAACCUCUCUCACCCAUAGGCAGGGAGCGCUUGGGUGGCCCCUGGAUGGCAGCUAGCGCUUGAUAAUAAGCCAGCCUGCUUCAAAUCCCAGAGUGGUAUCUGUGCUUCGUUUGAGAAACCAACGUUUAAGGGUCCUCUGCCCAGGCAUAUGGAUACUGAGGAGACCCAGCUCCUCCGUAGAGCAGCCCCCUCAAGCUUUAAUGUGCAUACUUCUCCAGGGAUCACCCGGAGGUCUUGUUAAACACACAGGCUCUGCCUCAGCAGUCCUGGGGGUGGCCUGAAAUUCUGCAUUUCUAACAAGUGCCCAGGUGAUGCCCACGUGGAUGCCCCACAGACCGCACUGUGAGUAGUGAGUCCUCAGAGGCCCAUGUUUAUUCCAUGAUGUCCUCAGUGACCCUGCCUCUUAGGUUCCUACUGAUGGAUUGGAGAGUCUUCUCCAGCUUGUCAAAACAGGCCUGAACCUGGCACAUACCCUACAUAGACUGUCACCUGAGAUUCUAGAAGAAAAAGAAUUUUUUGAGAACAAAUGUUUCUCCAUCCUUCCCUUGCCGGAAAUUAAUAAACAGCAGGGACUACUUACCGUGAAUGCAGCAUUUUGAAAACUUAUUUUCUCCCCGUGUGUAAUUUGCCUGUCUCACUAAAUCGUAGUCCUGUAACAUGAUCUGGUAGAGGACUCAAUUAAAAGCUUCCAAAAAACCACAUUUUUGUGGCCCUAGUGGCACCGGAGUUUACCUGGCAAGCUGGUGGCAUGUGAGGACAUAAUGUCAGGAAACGUGCUCAGGGCAGAGGAAGAGAUUCGAGGUCCAGAAAUGCUGAGGAGUGAGAAGUUCUCCAUGUUGUGACUACCGUAGGGUAUGGAGAUUAUGCACCUGUUCCCAAGAGGCUGUUUGGGUUGUCCAGACGAUAAACAUUCUGAGCGCCGUUGACAUCACAAGGUCACCUGAUUCCACUCCCCAGCUAGGGUAUCCCUUUCAAACAUGGAUAGCGUCUAUUACGUUCUGUAAAGAUUUCUUUAGACUUGUCAUUCCUCGUUGGCUGGCCUGGAUUGAGGAUACCUGGGGCGGGGGGUGGGGGAGGGGAGAAGGAAGCAUAUGGCAGAAAUGUGAUGGUGAUAUAAUCUGUUGACAGCCCCCCCCCCCGACUUUGAUCUUUGGUGUCAUUUUUGUGUCAUUGCUGUCACCCCCCCAGCUCUGGGGACCUCUGUCCUCUCCAGAUAACCUUCUUGCUUUCCUUCACCUGCCUAACCUCUGCCAUCAGAUGUUUUUGUUGUUUCUGUUUUUUAGUUUGGUGUGUGACUUUUACAUUUUCCUUGGAAAUCGUUUCAAAGUUAGAAAAAACUGCAAAAAUAAAAUUAGUAUGAAGAGCACCCAUACAUUCUGUAUCCAGAUUUGCCUGUUGUUAACAGUUUACUGCAUUUGCUUUAUCAAUUCCACCCCACCCCCACCCCCCCGCCCCGGCCCCCAGCAUGCUUUGUUUUCUGAACUAUUUGAAGGUAAGUUACAAGCGUCUUGUCCCUUUGUGUCGAAAUACUUCAGUGUGUCCAUCCCAAGAACAGGGACCAGAUAAUGCUUUAAAUGGUUGGUGCUAUUUUCAGCAAAUGGGUGGCUUAACACCAUUAUAAGCCUUUUUCCUGGUGACACUGAACUCCAGAGUAACAAGGUUGCCUCUGUGUCCCUGCUACCCUCUCCCGUGACAACCUAGCACUGGAGGGAAGUGGGGGGAAGGGUGAAAGGUGAGAAUGCUCCAUGCUAAUCGUCACAACAGGUGCAGACUAGGUACAUCGGUGUAUUGGAUCUAAAUGUGUGUGCUUGUGCAGCGUGGAAAGAUCUGGUCUGGUCUGUGAGCAGCGGCAGCCUCCCCUUGCAGCGUGCGGAGCAAGCGGGCGUGUGAGUAAGCAUCUGUGUAGGAGGGCCCGGAGUUGUCGUCUUGCUGGUGUUCCUCCAGAGCACUGAAACCUUGUGGGACAGUGUGGAGAACCUGAUUUCCUUGCCCGCCCACCUCGGAGCCCGGUUGGAAAGCUUAGAAUGAAUUGGAAUGUCACUGAUGCCCUGGCCUUUGGCAGCUUUGAGGGUAUCGGCGAUUUGAUUUGGCCCUCGUGGUGCAGAGAAAAAUCACGGGGUCCUGGGAGUCGGUGUGGGUGAGUCCUCAUCCCCGCUCUGCCGUUCGCUCCCUGUGCGGUGUUAGGCACGCCUCCCGGCCACCGUGUUUUCCUGUUUUGUUAACUUAGACAGUUGGAAUGGAUGGACAUCUUCCUGGUCGAAAGCCUGGUGUUUUAUGUGCGGAGGUGGGACAGCAUAGUAAUGAGCGAUGCACGUAGGGGUCCAGAAGACUUUGAACUUCCUCCUGCCGUGGGUCAUUGAAUUCUUCCCACUGCCAGCUGGGAACUUCUGACAGACUUCCUGAAAAGGGGGCUCAAAAUAUUGGGGUGCCCAUGGGAGACUGUGUCAGUGCUUGUUUGUAGAGUUUUUAAAAACAGGACUCUUUUGGUUUGGUUAUUGAAAAGGUCAUGGGAACCUGGUCGCCCAGGGUUGGUUGUAAUCCUGACAGCAGGGCCUCUGUCUUGCACGCUACACCCUCUUGGUAUGUUGUUGCUGGUGGCCCCCAGGCAGGAGGCGACACUCCCAAAGUGGUCGGUCACUACAUAAAAUGUGUCUCUCUCUUGUUUGUUUCCCACCUGCUUUCCGAGCCCCUUUCUCGGACAGGUAAGAUACCGUCUUUCUUACAGAUGACCCACGUCACAGGUGUCUCCCUCUGCUUGGAUGUGUGCAUGUUGGGGGUGCUGUUGGGCGGGCCACCGGGUCGGGAUCCUAUCACCUUUCAACCAUCUCCAUUAGGUUCUGAACCACCAAGCCUCUGGUCCAAAGGGAGGGACAGAGCGUGGGGGUCAUCGGUGCCAUCAGCAGGAAGGGGGCUCGUUGCACGUCAUUCAGGUCUGGAAAUGCAGGAAGCCCCCAGCCAGAAUCCCACCUCAGACAGAAGGGCGGUUGCUCCCGGACUGACCUCGAGAGAGGGUCUUGAGUGGCUUUUGUAAAUGGAAAAAGGCCCAGGAGCAGUUUCUCUACAACGUCUGCCCAAAAUGUGGUCGGUUUUUUAAGUAUUCGUAUAAAAAGCCAGUUCAAUGAAACCAACUUCUUAAAUGCCGACUCAUGCCAGGUUCCAUGCUGAGCAUUGUAGAAAAUAAAAGUCAAGAUGUUCCAUCCCCUCCAAGAGCUGACCGUUUUAUCAUAGAGACAAGGUGUGUUGGCCAGAAAGACUCAGAGCAUUGUAAAGAGACCAAAUGAUGGGUUAUCUUUAAACUUCUUAAGAAUUCAGUACAUGCGUCCUAAAAGGUAGAGAGCAGGAAGUGUAGAAAAUCCACAAUGGUGCCUAAUCCAGAAGCUAUUUAUGUUUUAUUAGAAUGUGUUUUUAAAAUAAGAGGAGCUCACCGUUUACAAGUCACUUUGACAGGUGUUUUUGGUACUUACACAUUCAGAAAUGAGCAUGUCUGCACUAAAAGUUCACUUUAAACCAAGAAGGAAACCACCACGGAAACAUCUGAGCCAGGAAGUGGUGAGGGAUCAGGAUCUCCUUCCCCUGCGAACCUCUCUUGAACAUUUGCCCUGGUUUCGUGGUGGCCCAAAUACGUUCUAGUUUGGGGGAAAAGAGUCAAAUGCUUUCAUUUCCAAGGGCUACUCUGAGUUCACAGAUGUUAUGAUCAAAGAAAAAUUAGGAGGGUGCGGGAUGUGAUAGGCAAGUUAUGCGAAAGCAGGUGACAUGGCAAGAUAACGCCUUUAGGAGGAGAGUCAGGAGCUGAUAACCCCCUUGUGGGUCCGGCUGGAGCUCUUGCUAGUGUGACGUGUCUACACCUGGAGACCAGGCAGCCUGAACCUGUCAGCUCUGUGCCCCGGCCCCCAGGGUUGUCCCUACCCAGCUCUUCACGGCCCCCGAAGCGGUGCUUUCCCCGUGUGUGCGGUAGAUACGCACACUGGGGGGAUUCAUCCACCCCUCGUCCCCCACUUCCUGUGCUGCCCAAAGACCUUUACAAUAGGGCUUCCCUAGGUAGUUACAGAAGGGAUAUGGCUGCUGAAAGCACAGUAAAGAGACCUGCAUCCCCUGUCCCAGGACUCCGCAGUGCAGGGCAGAGAGAACUACUUUAUGCCGAGUUCAGCAGAAGACAAAGCAUCCCCCCAACCUCAGUUACUCUUGGGAAGGCUCCGCAUGCAUAGGCCUUUAGAGGUGUUGAUGAAGAUUGGAGUCUGCGAUCAAGUAUAACCUCUCCUUCCCCAAGAUUGACAGAAUAUACGGAGCAGUUGUGGACCACAGCAUGUUCGAGAACUUGAAUGCGGCCCUUCCUCCAAAGCUGCAGCCCGGCUGCUCCCUCUCCCACCUGUCCAGGCUGACGGCCCCUGGCUCUGCCGCCCCGGGGUCUGCGGAGCCUGGGGGGCCGGGGCUCCGGGUGGGUGGCAGCCAGCACCUCAAGAACCUGGGCAGAGCCGUGGGGGCCAAAGUUAACGACUUCCUGCGGAGAAAAGAGCCCUCGAGCCUGGACGGUGCGGGCGCCAUGGAGAUCAACAGGCCGGCGGGGGCGCGGCUGGACGGCGGGGCCGUGGAGGCUGACAGGUCAGCCCUGCAGGACGUGUUCCCUCGGCUGGACCCCCCGCCUCCCAUUACCAGGAAGCGAACCCCUCGUGCCCUGAAGACCACGCAGGACAUGCUGAUCUCGCCGCAGCCAGUCCUGAGCAGCCUGGAGUACGGGACAGAGCUGCCUCCUGGGCAGCCCCGGGAAGCCCUUCCCGCCGCCCAGCCCGACGUUCCCGCGGAAACGGCAGAGAGGGGCGAGGCUCUGCCCAACGGAGAGGUCUCCCUGUCAGUGCCCGACCUGAUCCACCAGAACAGCCAGGACGAACCCAAACCGAAGAUAACUGAGUGCAGAAGGGCCUCCUCCCCUGGCCUCCUCGAGAGGAACGGCCUCAAGCGCGGCCUGAGCCCCGUCCGCCUGGCCCAGCCGCCGGAGGACAGUGGCCCCCCGCCUCGGGCACGGACCUCCAGCCUUGACAAUGAGGGCCCGCACCCAGACCUGCUGUCCUUUGAGUAGGGCCCCUUCUCCCUGCCGGGCACCCCCUUCCCCUCUGCCGUCUCCGUCCCUGGUGCCCCUUGGCCCUUGCCCCCUCUCCGCGUGCCCUUUGCCCCCCUUGUGCAGAGAUCAGAGCGCCGAUCCGGGGCCAGGCUCCCUGAGUCACCCUAGUUAGAGCCUCUGUCUGCCGAAUGCUAAAGGGCUGGGCUGUGGCUCCCGAGCCUCAUUUUCUAGAAGCUCCCCACUCCGGGGCCGGCUGCCACACGGGGGGAUGGGAGCAUCGCUGUUCCCAGGCAGCCCGGACUUCCCACCGGCCUGCAGGGCCACCAGCCCAGGAUGAAGGGUCUUGCAGGAAUGGUCUCUGCCUGCCCCCCACAUGCCACCUGUGCCCACCCCACCCCCCCCACUCUUCUCCCUUCAGACCCUGGUUCGUUUCUUCUGCCUCUGGUUGGGGCAUCGGGCCGAAUGGAGAAUUGAUGGGUUGGGCUGACGACGGGCCCAGACCUGGAAAGCCACACACCCUGCUCCUCCUGGUCCCAAGACCGUGUGUUGUCCCCUCGCCUCUACCCUUUGGGGACCUGAGACCUGGGCGCAGCCUUGUCACCAGGGGUUCUCAGGGCAUUUUCCAUCUGCCCUGUUGGGGGACACACCAGGCCCCCCGGGGCCGACCACUGAGAAGACGCUGGGGAAAGCCAUGCGACCAGCCGCUAGCGGGCUCCGUGUGCAGAAGGAAAGGCCAGGGCCCCCCUUGCUGUGUGUGAGGACAGGGCGAGGCGGGCCCCGAGGAAGCAGAGGAAGCAGCUGAGCAGAUUAGCACCUUGCUUUGGGGGGAGGGCCCAGGAACUUGGCCUCCAGGGAGCCGGCCCCAGGAGAACCCAGAGCAGAAGUCACAGAGAAGACAGGGUGAGGACAGAGAAGGCUUUGAGGGAGCACCCACAGCCUGAAAUGAUGCGGCUCUGGGGUCUGGGUGUGGUGAGUGCGAGAACCAGAGUGACCAGAGAGACUGGGAACGAGGCACAAAGCCACCUUCCACUGGGCAGGAGGCGCUGCGUUCUGCUAAGUUGCCCGGGUCUCCCUGGAGAGGCCUCCGCCCUGCCUUUCCCUGCCCCGAUGCCGCACGGUCCUCUCGCUCCCUGCCUUUGGGAUCUAUGUCAGGGACUCACCCGGUUCAUCCUGCCCUCCUGGCUUUACCCAUUUUAUGUUCCUCUGUCCCACCAGGAGCCCCUGUCAGCAGGGCGGGGCGGGUGAUCCCAGCCCCGGGGGCCUUUGCAGCUAGAAGAUUUGUUGAACAGGGUGGCCGGCUCCCCGGGCAAAGGCAGGUGCAGCAUGGCCUGACAGACUGUCGGGCUGUCUUCCCCCUAGGGUUCCUGCUGCCUCCCCUCUUCUGUCCAUCGUUCAGCUGCCCCCUCGCCGCCCCCCACAGUGCUCACCUCCCAUCACCCAGCUCCUCCUGCCCACCCCCCCCCCCCCCAGGAGAAACAUCCAAGCUAACUCCUGUAGACUUGGAAGCCUGGGGGCGGCGGGUGGGGGGAUGCCAGGAAGCUGGUUGCCCUUCCUGCGUUCUUCUCCAGCGGCUGCGACCUUGCCACAGCUUUCCCACCCCGUCUUUCAUUGUUCUGGAAAGCAAGUCUUCGCUGCGUUUUCACACCGGAGCCUUGUGUCCCCCAUGAGGGUCUGCACAUGUCGGGCACCGUACGGGCCGUGGUGCAGUGGGCAGUGACUGGAGGUCUAGGUCCUGGCUCAACGCCAAGAACAUCACGACGAUGUGCUAACCUGACCCCGAGGCUCUAAAGUUCUCGGGACCACGUUUGGAGGCCUGUGAGUUUUCCCAGAAUGGCUUGGAGUUUUGCACGAGACACAGAGCAGGAGGGGGUGAGGGCAGAGAGCCGAAACACAUUUGCUGGGAGUUCACACAGCUCCAUGAGAGCCUCCGUACGGGAAGCUCGGUUUGCUUCUCUGGUGGGGAACUUGGCAGGCCCUUGUGCUCUGGGGCUCCUCCUCCAGAGAUCGGGGCGGCCCCGGCCAGGUGAUGGGGGCAGCCGUGUGUGCAGAGGUUGCAGGCCCGGGCUGGCUUAGGCACCUUGCUCUGCACACCACACCCGGCCACUGCUGAGGUCCUGGCCCUCAGAUUCAGGGUUAGCACGGGAACCCUACCAGCUUGUCCCAGUGCCACGGCCAGGAUGACCCCAGAGUUCUCCGGACUCGUGUCUGCUACCAAACGAGGCUACGAUCUUCGGCCUCUCUGUGAUCUCUACCCUGGCCAUUGUCCUCCAGCCGAGGCGAUGCUGCCACCUGGGGGAGGGGGGUCGAGCCUGAAAUCCCGUCCUAGGUGCUGCAGACGCUACCUGGUGCUAGGGGCUAAGUGCCACCCGGGACAGCAGCAGGGGCAACUUCCAAUCCUGCUGAGGGCCUGGGCGAAGACCAGUUCUCCAUCCAAAGCCCCAUUUGGCUUCCCAUGUCUGUCUCAACAGCCUGACCUUCCUGUGAUCACAGCAUGGCAACCGGCACCCCCCCACCCCCCCCCAACACACACACACACACACACACACACACACACAGCUUCUCUGGGAACUUCUCUGGGAGCUUGGCCCUUGGGUGGCCCAGUUAUGCAAAGGCAGGAUACCAAGAGUGAAGGACCAUCUUCUAUGUCUGCAUAAAGAAGUUGGGGGCACGGAGUCUUUUCUCUCCCCGAUACUCCCCCAACCCCACUGUACCCCCGUAGUCAACACAUAGCUUUCCCCUGAUAAAUCACAGGUGAGCUUCCAGAACCUGGCAGGUGGGUGGCACAUCCCCCCGCACAGAGAGAAACGCGUCUGUUCUGUGCGUGGAUGGUCUGAAGACAGACACGCACGGGAUCCAUCGACUUUGAAAGAGCAAAGAGGUCGGCCCCAGUCUGGGAAAGGAAGAAGAUUACAGAUCUAUUCUGAGUAUUUUCUAGAUAUUUUAUAUUUAUAUUUUUAGUAGUUUUCUGGUAGAAGGAAACUGCAGAAUAAAAUGAUCGGCUUCGGU